AUGGCGACCGUGUCAUUGCUCAACGUGACGGUCCGCAACAACCCAGCACAGUUCAACUCGCCGUACGAGUUCGAAAUCACCUUUGAAUGCCUGGAACCGCUGCAGAAGGACCUCGAAUGGAAGCUCACCUACGUCGGCUCUGCUACAUCAUCUGAGCACGACCAAGAACUCGACUCGCUCCUCGUCGGCCCCGUGCCCGUCGGCGUCAACAAAUUCGUCUUCGAGGCCGACCCGCCAAACACCACGCGCAUCCCCGGCAGCGACAUCCUCGGCGUGACCGUCAUUCUCCUCACCUGCAGCUACGACGACCGCGAGUUCGUGCGCGUCGGCUACUACGUCAACAACGAAUACAUUGAGCAGCAGCUGCAAGACGACCCGCCGGCCAAGCCCGUGAUCGAGAAGAUCCGCCGCAACAUCCUCGCGGACAAGCCCCGCGUCACCCGCUUCCAGAUCAAGUGGGACAGCGAGGAGAGCGCGCCCAGCGAAUACCCGCCCGAGCAACCGGAGGCCGACGCGGCGGAGGACGACGGCACGAGCUACGGCGCGGAGGAGCUGGAGCUGGAGGCCGCGCUGAUCGCCGCCGCCGAGGAACAGGACCGCGAGCUCGCAGCGGAGGGGGCCGGCAAGCCCGCAGGAGCAGGAGAAGAAGGCGAAGACGCGACCAUGGAAGGCGUCGAGACGGAACACGGCGGCGCCGGCGGAGCCAAAGCUGCCGCCGAGGACGAGGACGAGGACGACGAUGAGUCCGACGCCGGAAGCGAGGACCUCGAGGCCGAGAGCGAAGGCGAGGGGGAAGGCGAGGGCGAGGAGGAGGAUCUCGAGGACGAGGCCGCCGAGGGUGUUGCCUCUGCUGCCGCCGGCGGCGAGGACCACGACAUGGAGAUCGACGAGCAACAUCCCGGCGCGGAGAAGCAGGCCCACGCGUCCGCGAAUGCGAUGCAGCACUAG
This is a messenger RNA of Dissoconium aciculare CBS 342.82, 948 nucleotides long. Its product is annotated as histone deposition protein Asf1. Lineage: Eukaryota; Fungi; Ascomycota; Dothideomycetes; Mycosphaerellales; Dissoconiaceae. The transcript is spliced from 2 exons. Gene Ontology annotation, biological process: nucleosome assembly; nucleosome disassembly; DNA replication-dependent chromatin assembly. Gene Ontology annotation, cellular component: nucleus. Gene Ontology annotation, molecular function: histone binding. Bases 1 to 948 code for a protein of 315 amino acids. The record is from RefSeq and is a predicted model, not a curated record.